Messenger RNA from Auanema sp. JU1783, 1392 nucleotides. Lineage: Eukaryota; Metazoa; Nematoda; Chromadorea; Rhabditida; Rhabditidae. The record is from the annotation of a GenBank genome assembly.
AUGUUCCCCGUACGGGUGGCCGUGGAAACGGUCCGUACGCAGAACUGCUUAACGUGUGCCAGUGACGGUCAUAUCCUCAUCGAUACUUAUGCUAUCGUUUCUGGAACAACUCUUCUGAAUCAACUUGUUGAUACAGUCCUCUCUGCUCUUGGACAUCCUCAGCUGGCUGUUAAUGCCAAAGGUCUUGUCCAAGUUAACAAUUGGAAAGCUCUUCCAUUUGAUCAGAUCACUGAUAAUCUCGAUGAUACCGUACACAGCUUAUUCAAAGAUAUUGCAAAUCAAAUAACUCUUCGGAUCCUCACCAAACAGACCAGCUCAGAUUCUGCCAGCCAGCAAUGCAUAAACGAUCUCAAGCAGCGCUUGCUUCGUACUGCUAUCAGUAAGAAUCCAAAUAUUCUGAAUACAGUCGAAAAUCAACAAAUUAAAGAUAUCAUAACACAAAUUAUUGCUGGAGAUGAUCCAACUAUGCUUAAUCAUGAUCAAAUCAAUGCUAUCAAUGAUUGGAUUGAAACAAUUGAUCUUGCUGAUGAACGAAGGAGUCCGGUAUCACAAGUUCGUUUCAACAGCUUCCAUGAAGUACCUCGCCUGGAGAAAUGGUUCAAAGCUGAUCCAAACCCAAGCCGACCAAAGCUUGUUAACUAUAUGAAUACAUUAAAUAACAGUUCAUAUCGGAAGAAUCACCCCAAAAUAGGAUAUCAACAGAUUUGCAAUUGGUUCCAAAAUCAGAGAGCAAACAAGCGUAAUGGCUUUUCUCAACAAACUCAGAUUUCACAGAUUCAAGCAUCUCUGCCAGCCAUACUCGCUGACUACAGACCGAAAAUAGAUUUUUCUAAUCUUAUCGAUAGCUGCCAGAAAUCUACGGAUGAGAACAUCUCAACAGCUGAUUGGAAGGAUAUUCUCCGUGUUGAUGGAGGAUCCGAUUCACCAAGCCCUGGCGAUGAUGAGAUUCACAGUAACAGUGAUGGAGCCAAUGAAUUUAAGCAGGAAUCAACAGCAUCAUCACCUGACCUAUCAUUACAUAUUGGAUCCAAUUCAUUAGCUGGAUCAUCACCACGUCAUGGAACUGAAAACUUUGGAAGUAUUCAGACAGCCAGCUCAACAACAGCUUCUUCAAAUACAAAUAAUAGUUUGGGAAUUGGAUCACAAUCUCGUUCACGUCUCAUGUUUGAUCCAUUGACUGAAUUACCUAUAUUGGAGAAAUGGUUUGAAGAUAAUCCACAUCCAACAUGGAUGCAGAUUGAUCAAUAUACUCAAAUGUUAAAUAAUUGCCCAUAUCGGGAGAAUUAUCCACAUAUCAGUCAACAUAAUGUUAAGAUUUGGUUCAAGAAUCGACGUGCCAAAUGUAAACGAAUGCAGUCAGGAAUGGAAAAAAUAGAAAAAGUCUUUUCAUGA